Messenger RNA from Pseudo-nitzschia multistriata, 1102 nucleotides. NCBI's taxonomy places the organism in Eukaryota, Bacillariophyta, Bacillariophyceae, Bacillariales, Bacillariaceae. The record is from the annotation of a GenBank genome assembly.
CUAUGCAUUCUUGGCACAAACAGAAAAGUAACAGAGUAUUCUUUAGGCAACGAAGAAGCAAGCUAAUCCACUAACAACCGUCGUCAGGAGACGUUCUAGCCACAAAACCUCUUUCUUCCCCAAAGAUCUUUUUGCUCGAACCAAAGACUUCCGAGUCGAUCAAGAACCGCUAUGUCUGUAAUGAAGAAACGAAUAUUGUUGGUCGGCCUCUGCUUGUCGACUUCCAUGGUGGGACUUGCCCACGCCAUGGASAACGUCGGUCUAGAGAUCAUGGAAGCCGAGUCCUCUCAGAACMCCCCCGCCUCUCCCCGAACUUUUGUCCGCAGCUUCCUCCGCACGAAGUCCGAAAAGAGUAAUAAGAAGUCAAAACAGCUUUUAGGAUCGAAGAAGAGCAAGAAAGACAAGAAGGAAAAGAAAUCAAAAAAUGACAGCAACAAACCCACUCCAUCUCCAAUUCCAUCUCCCACUAACAACCCGACCAAGUCACCGGUGCAACCAACCAUGGCACCCACGAAGAAGCCCACRAUUUCCCCCACUACUCAAAAUUCUGAAACAACUAGCGAAUCGAGCAGUCAAUCGAAUAGUGGGCCAACGGGCAGCCCGACCAUUCCAACGCCAACGUUGUCUCCGCCAACUUCGUCUCCGACUACCUUCUCUCCAACCACAUUCAMCCCCACAGACACAGAUCAAGGCGUAAAUGCAAGACUGGAAGUCGCAGCCCUAUCCGCGGUUGGACAGUCUGACACGCAGGCUAAGUCGCAACGUAAAAGAAUGCAUAACGUCGAGAGAGAGCCAAGAAUUUUUAACAKSAUGGGAUUGAUCGACCAAGACAACUCGGGUAUUGGCGGUGAUUAAAAAUGUAUGUGUAUCGUGUGUCGCGUUGUGGGCGAAUGAUAGUCGGACCUUGUCUGUUGACAGUACAGAGGCGCACUUGGGAGACGAUAGGAACAGGUUCCUAGGUGGGACACAUUCGUUUGCAACCCUCACAGAUCGGAUUGUUCAGAGAUCUUUUCAUCACAUUUACCAAUGACAUAAGAGAUUUUUUUGAACCAAUUGUGAUCACGAGUAGCUAGUGAAUGACCAAUAACCCCAAUCUUAAAUG